Choloepus didactylus (southern two-toed sloth) is the source of this 507-nucleotide messenger RNA. RefSeq names its product iron-sulfur protein NUBPL-like. The record is from RefSeq and is a predicted model, not a curated record. The coding region runs from base 1 to 507 and encodes 168 amino acids. Lineage: Eukaryota; Metazoa; Chordata; Mammalia; Pilosa; Megalonychidae. Gene Ontology annotation, cellular component: mitochondrion. The transcript has a single exon. Gene Ontology annotation, biological process: mitochondrial respiratory chain complex I assembly; iron-sulfur cluster assembly. Gene Ontology annotation, molecular function: ATP-dependent FeS chaperone activity; 4 iron, 4 sulfur cluster binding; ATP binding.
AUGAGGCCUCUGUUGAAUUAUGCUUGUAUGUCUGUGGGCUUCCUGGUUGAAGAGACCAUACCAGUUGUUUGGAGAGGCCUUAUGGUAAUGUCAGCCAUUGAGAAACUGCUGAGACAGGUAGAUUGGGGUCAACUGGAAUAUUUAGUUGUUGACAUGCUGCCAGGAACUGGAGAUGUGCAGUUAUCUGUCUCUCAGAAUAUUCCCAUCUCAGAUGCUGUGACUGUUUCCACGUCCCAGGAUAUUGCACUGAUGGAUGCACACAAGGGGCCUGAGGUGUUUCGAAAAGUCCCUGUACCUGUUCUGGGCCUUGUCCAGAACAUGAGUGCUUUCCAGUGUCCAAAGUGUAAACACCAAACUCAUAUUUUUGGUGCUGAUGGUGCAAGGAAGCUAGCACAGACUCUUGAUCUUGAUGUUCUAGGAGACAUUCCCCUACAUGUUAAUAUAAGGGAAGCUUCAGAUACAGGCCAUCCAAUUGUGUUUUCACAGCCUGAAAGUGAUGAGGCCUAA